AAAACAACAUACUAUAAUGCCUUGCUAUUAACAGCUUGAAUGAUUUUGAAAGAGUACUCACGGCAAUCGCAAAUAAAAUAAAAUGUUGUUGAAGCAUUUAUAGUAUUUUGGUCAAUCUGUCUUUGUCGUUAUGGCUUUUCGUGAUUUUUAUUUUGAUUGUUGUUUCGCACGGGGAAUAAGUUUUGUCCAGCAACUUCGACAAAUCCCGCGUAUGUGUUACAAAAUGACCAAAAUGAUUUAGGCUACUAAAUUGUUAGAGUGUAAAUAAACUCAGGAACCACGUGCCCGCACGUGCUCUACGCUUUCGCGCCCGAGAACAAUUUCGGGGUUCUUUGUUUCUCAAAGCUCUCAAAGCAUCGGGGAGGUGAGCUGUGACGGCGUGCUGGAGCGGGGAGCAUCUGAGCCUGCCAUCCAAAUCUGUAAGCGAUGGAGGUUGGCGGUAUGAUUCUGGUCUGCAUCGGCCUGGCUGUGCUCAUUAUAGUCACCCUGCUGGUGUUCCUCGGACACCUCGGACUCUUCAGCGAGGUCGAGGUCAAAACGGGCGCCCCGCCGUUCCGCGAACUGACGGUCUGCUACAAAUUCAACCGCGGACCCUACAAGGGCUGCGGCCACCUCUUCACGGAGAUUUACAGCAUCGCUCCGGAGCUAAAGACCAUCGGGUUAUAUUACGAUGACCCAGAGGCGGUGAGCUCGCACGAGCUGCGGUACGCGGUGGGCGCCAUUCUCAGUGACGGCGUGACGCCGGAGCCGGCCGGCGUGCGCCAGCGCGUCACCCAGCACGGCUUCCAGGUGGCCACCUUCCCGGCCAUCGAGCACGCUGUGCUGGCGUCGUUCCCAUUCCGGGCCACCUUCUCCAUCGUGCUGGCCAUCUGGAAGGUCUACCCGGCGCUGAAGGAGUACAUCAAGAAGCAGAGUCUGUGCGCGUGGCCGAUGAUCGAGCUGUACGACUCUUCUGAGAUCCGGUUCGUGGCGCCGCUGACCCGUCAGGAGGAUUUCCUGGUGCCUGAGGCCACCGAGGAGCCGGCAAUGGACUCGGACGGGCGGCUGACCACUGAGGAUGAGGGAGAACGCUCCGGCACUGAAGGCGGCGGCGAGCGGCCGGUGGCGGCGGCUGCCAGCGGCGGAUCCUCGGGCUCCUCUUCGUUCGAGGACCUCGGCCUGACUGCCGGCGGUGACGCCCGGUAAACACACCGUCCCGGACGUGUGUACCGCACCUCUGACCGGGUCUAGCGGUGCGCAUCGGCCCAUCCGCGGCGCCUGUCCGACCUGGGACCGCUGGGAACGGAUCUCUGUCUUUCCGCUCGGCUUUCCACGGCCGCUGUGAGCGCGGCGUCAACUCGCGGUGGUGGGUGCUCGAGCUGCGACCUAGUGCAGUUAGUGCACUGAGGAGCUCGUGGAGCUGCUUUCAUCAGCGACUUUGUGCUUUCAACACCAGAAAACAUGCCCCGCUAACAUUCCGUCUUAGAGUGCAAUUGCGAUGAUAAUCUAUGAAAACAUGCUACAGCGCCUACCGCGCUAUUUUCUGCCAUUCCCAUUCCCCGAUCUGUUGCCGACAUUACCAUAGUUGCUGCUGAAGCUGGUGGAGGAGCUCUUUAUUCCAAGAAAAUGUCUUCAAAAACAAAGCUAGGCUUUAACAUAGUGAACAGCCUAACAACAGGAUACCUAACGACAUAAAACCCUGUAGUUACGCAUUAUUGCAUCGCUUACAGCCCAUAUUCAAGCGCCGGCGAAUCACAAGUUUUACUGCUGCUCGUUUUCGUCUUGUGUAUCGACAUCAUCAUGUAAUUGUAAAAGCUGAAGGCCAGUAGUGAUCGGCCUUGCUUUAAUAAAGCCCUAGAGAGAUA
Amphibalanus amphitrite is the source of this 1844-nucleotide messenger RNA. Its product is annotated as testis-expressed protein 264-like. NCBI's taxonomy places the organism in Eukaryota, Metazoa, Arthropoda, Thecostraca, Balanomorpha, Balanidae. The record is from RefSeq and is a predicted model, not a curated record. The coding region runs from base 427 to 1185 and encodes 252 amino acids. The transcript has 5 exons. Gene Ontology annotation, cellular component: endoplasmic reticulum membrane; nucleus; replication fork. Gene Ontology annotation, biological process: protein-DNA covalent cross-linking repair; reticulophagy.